CGGCCGGUCCCUGGGCCGUCACUCCCUGCCCUGCAAUGUCGCGCCGGAAACUGGCCUCUGGCGACGCCUCAGCCGCCGGCCCAGCCUCUCCAAGGCAACCGGUUUUGAGCAAAUUCUUCCGGUCUACGGGAAGUCUGAAAUCCACGUCUUCCCCUACGGGUGCAGCCGAGAAGGCGGACCCUGACUCUGACUCCGCAGCGCCCCUAGCGUCCACUUUCCCGCCUCAGUUGUCUCCACAGGUGGUUGCAGAAGUGGACAGAAGUAAAAAGAGACCACUGGAGAGUGAUGGGCCUGUUAAAAAGAAAGCAAAGAAAGUCCACGAAAAGGAAGGAGGAAGUGAUUCAUUAAUGUCUGAGAACCCUGAGCCAAAGAAACAUCUGAAGACCAGGAUUGUUUCACACUCUCUGGAAAAAUUGAAAGAAUACUACUACCGUAAUUCUGCCCUUCAUCAAAAUCGAGUUCAGACCAAGCCUCUUAAGGAGAGAUGUGCAGUGCUGCCAAAAUGCACUGAUUUUGAGGAUAUCGAUCGUCUGCGUGCAAGGAAUGCAGUUUCUUCUGAAGAGUCCAAAUCUCAGAUUAGUCAAAAGGACAAGACACUCAGUCAUUUUGGAUCAUCACAUAGGAGUUAUGAAAACUUACAGAAAACUUCUGACUCUAAACCAUCUAAUAAACGGACCAAAAGCAUCUACACACCAUUGGAAUUACAAUACUUAGAAAUAAAGCAGCAGCAGAAAGAUGCAGUUUUGUGUGUGGAAUGUGGAUAUAAGUAUAGAUUCUUUGGGGAAGAUGCAGAGAUUGCAGCCCGGGAGCUCAAUAUCUACUGCCAUUUAGAUCACAACUUCAUGACAGCAAGCAUACCUACUCACCGACUGUUUGUUCACGUGCGCCGCCUUGUGGCAAAGGGAUAUAAGGUGGGAGUUGUGAAACAGACUGAAACAGCUGCAUUAAAGGCCAUUGGGGACAACAAAAGUUCUGUCUUCUCCCGGAAACUGACUGCUCUUUAUACGAAAUCUACACUUAUUGGAGAAGAUGUGAAUCCUUUAGUCAAGCUGGAUGAUGCUGUAAAUGUCGAUGAGAUAAUGACUGAUAGUUCUACCAGCUAUCUUCUAUGUAUCUGUGAAAAUAAGGAAAAUGCUAAGGACAAAAAAAAGGGGACCAUUUUCAUUGGAAUUGUGGGAGUGCAGCCUGCCACAGGUGAGGUUGUGUUGGAUAGUUUCCAGGACUCUGCUUCCCGUUCAGAGCUGGAAACUCGGAUACUGAGCCUGCAGCCAGUGGAGCUGCUGCUUCCCUCAGACUUGUCGGAGCAAACGGAGACGCUCAUCCGCAGAGCCACGGCUGUUAGUGUGCGGGAUGACAGAAUUCGAGUAGAAAGGAUGGCUAACAUGUAUUUUGAAUACAGCCAUGCUUUCCAGGAGGUUACAGACUUUUAUGCACAAGAUGGAGAUGACGUUAAUGAUUCUCAAAAUUUGUCUGUCAUCAUUAAGUUGGAGAAACCUGUGAUUUGCUCUUUGGCUGCCAUAAUAAGAUAUCUCAAAGAAUUUAACUUGGAAAAGGUGCUUUCCAAACCCAAGAAUUUUAAACAGUUGUCAGGAGAAGUGGAAUUUAUGACACUUAAUGGAACAACAUUAAGGAACCUGGAAAUCCUUCAGAAUCAGACUGACAUGGAAACCAGAGGAAGUUUAUUUUGGGUUUUAGACCAUACUAGAACUUCAUUUGGGAGACGGAAGUUAAGGAAGUGGGUGACCCAACCACUCCUUAAAUUAAGGGAAAUAAAUGCUCGACUUGAUGCUGUAUCUGAAGUUCUCCAUUCAGAAUCCAGUGUGCUUGGUCACAUAGAAAAUUAUCUACGUAAAUUGCCCGACUUAGAGCGAGGCCUCUGUAGCAUUUAUCACAAAAGAUGUUCUACCCAAGAGUUCUUCCUGAUUGUCAAAACUCUGUAUUAUCUGAAGUCAGAAUUUCAAACAUUGGUACCUGCUGUUAAUUCCUUUGUUCAGUCAGAGUUGCUCCAAUCAGUUAUUUUAGAAAUUCCCGAACUCCUCAGUCCAGUGGACCGUUACUUAAAGAUACUUAACGAACAAGCUGCCAAGUCUGGGGAUAAAACUGAAUUAUUCAGUGAUCUUUCUGAUUUCCCUUUAAUAAAAAAGAGAAAGGAUGAAAUUCAAGAAGUUACUUAUAAGAUCCAAAUACAUUUGCAAGAAAUACGAAAAAUACUCAAAAACCCUUCUGCACAAUAUGUGACAGUCUCAGGACAGGAGUUCAUGAUUGAAAUAAAGAAUUUUGCUGUAUCUUGUAUACCAACUGAUUGGGUUAAGGUUGGAAGCACAAAAGCUGUGAGCCGCUUUCAUUCUCCUUUUAUUGUAGAAAAUUACAGACAUCUGAAUCAACUUCGGGAGCAGCUAGUCCUUGACUGCAAUGCUGAAUGGCUUGAUUUUCUAGAGAAUUUCAAUAAACAUUAUCAGUGCUUGUGUAAAGCAGUACAUCACCUAGCAACUAUUGACUGCAUUUUCUCCCUGGCCAAGGUCACCAAGCAAGGAGAUUACUGCAGACCGACUCUACAAGAGGAAAGAAAAAUCAUAAUAAAAAAUGGCAGACACCCUGUGAUUGACAUAUUGCUGGGAGAACAGGACCAGUAUGUUCCCAAUAGUACAAAUUUGUCAGGGAACUCAGAGAGAGUAAUGAUAAUUACUGGACCCAACAUGGGUGGAAAGAGCUUAUACAUAAAACAAGUUGCAUUGAUUAUUAUCAUGGCUCAGAUUGGCUCCUAUGUUCCUGCAGAGGAAGCAACAAUUGGAAUUGUGGAUGGCGUUUUCACGAGGAUGGGGGCUGCAGAUAACAUAUGCAAAGGACGGAGUACAUUUAUGGAAGAACUGACUGACACAGCAGAAAUAAUAAGAAAAGCAACAUCCCAGUCUUUGGUUAUCUUGGAUGAACUGGGAAGAGGGACGAGCACCUACGAUGGAAUUGCCAUAGCUUAUGCUACACUUGAGCAUUUUAUUAGAGAGGUAAAAUCCUUUACCCUGUUUGUUACGCAUUAUCCACCAGUUUGUGAGUUAGAAAAAAGUUACUCACAACAUGUGGGGAAUUAUCACAUGGGAUUCUUGGUCAUUGAGGAUGAAAGCAAACAGGAUCCAGGUAUGAGAUGUUCUUGCAGUGAAGAAGACCCAGUUGUUGAUUUUGUCACUUUUCUUUAUCAAAUAACCAGAGGAGUUGCAGCCAGGAGUUAUGGACUAAAUGUGGCUAAACUUGCAGAUAUUCCUGGAGAAAUUUUGAAGAAAGCAGCUGUCAAGUCAAAAGAGCUGGAAACAUUAGUAAAUAUGAAAAGGAAACGGCUUAAGUGUUUUGAGAAGUUAUGGACAAUAAAUGAUGCAAAGGACUUGCAAAAGUGGACAGAGGAGUUGGAAAUGGAAGAAGUUACUUCUCUUCCUGAUUAAAACUAAGAUUACAUUCUUUAACGAAAAAGAGAAAAUUGAACUACCAACUGUACAAAAUAACUCUCCAGUUACAGCCCAUCUUUGUGUGACGUGAGCAGAAAACAUGACCGUGGUAUAUUCCUAUUAGAAACAGAGAGGCUUUUUGUGUAGAAAGUCUGUUUCAAGUUCCUGCCAUCCUGACUUUUAAGAGUAUAAACACUUGAAUAUUAAGAUUUCUAUCAUGUCAUUAGAGAAUUUCAGGGACAGUAAGACUCACAUAAAAUCAAAACCUUCUAAGUAAAACCUAAAGUGGUAAAAUAUACAGUUCAUAAAAUUUAAGAAUGAUAUACUGUUUCUUAACAUUUUUUAUUGAGUUAUAGUUAUUUAAUAAUGUGUGUCAAAUUCCAGUGUAGAGCACAAUUUUUCAGUUACACAUAAACAUACAUACAUUCGUUGUCACAUUUUUUUCACUGUGAGCUACCACAAGAUCUUGUAUAUAUUUCCCUGUGCUAUACAGUAUAAUCUUGCUUAUCUUAGAAUGACAUAAAAAUUUAAUUUAUAAUUUUAUUUGUUUUGGUUCAGAUCAUUUGCAACUGGCUGAAGUGUCUGGCAGGAAUAUACCUUUACACUGGAGCAAAAAUAAUUUUAUAAUGCCACCAGUUUAUUCACUAUGAGCAUAAGAAUUUUUUUUUUGUAUUGAGUUAUAGUCAGCAUAAGAAUUCUUGAAGAGAAAUAGAAAGCUGUUAGAAGCUAGAGCACAGAAAGAGUAAGGUCAUAUGAAAUUUGAAAAAUUAACUGUCACAGUUUAAGCAAUUUAAAGAUUAUUGGAUGAAAUUGUCAUUCAUUCCAGUAAUAAACAUUUAAUGAAUAGUUGCUAUAAUUU
This is a messenger RNA of Vicugna pacos (alpaca), 4293 nucleotides long. The record is from RefSeq and is a predicted model, not a curated record. NCBI's taxonomy places the organism in Eukaryota, Metazoa, Chordata, Mammalia, Artiodactyla, Camelidae.